AUGUUCUGUCCGCAACUCGCUAAUUUCCUCUCGGACAUUUGUGACUCUGAAAACCCUGUGGAAUAUUUUUAUCGAGGAGAAGGAUCCAUGAGGUUACUGAAAGCAAUUAAUGAAGAAGGCACCAAUUCGACAUCACUCAACAUCCCAUUUCUAUCAUGGGAUCAGUCAAAAUUGGUUGCGGAUGCCAUUUUCGACCCUGAUAUUGCAAAAGAUGUGGCGAAAAUGACUACCGGGAGAGCGCUGAAAAAUCUUCUCGAGCUCACAAAAACCGGAGAGUAUCCUGGAUCUAAGUGGGAACCGACAGAAGAGGGAUCGUUCUCGGUGCUUGCUGUCGACGAGCAUGGACAAGCUGUUUCAUUCGGAUCAUCUCUGGGAGACAAGUUUGGCUCGCGUCAGUUCACCAGUCUCGGCUUUUUCCUCAACAACGCUAUGGGAUCGUUUACAUACGGUACACGACCGGGAUCAGUGGAGUCUCGUAACGCUCCACAACCAGCGAAAUGUCCUCGAACACAGAUGGUCGCCAAUGAUUGCAUCCAGGGACGGGAAAGGUGGAAUUCGUUGCUGGAGGAACAAACUAUCCUGAGCUGUGCAGAGUCGUUGCAGAUGCUUUGCUGGAUCGCAGAACGCCCGAUGGUCUCAGCACCCCUUUACUGUCCAGAACUAAGGAUGGCUUGGAAUUGA
Molecule: messenger RNA, 681 nt
Organism: Cooperia oncophora
Lineage: Eukaryota; Metazoa; Nematoda; Chromadorea; Rhabditida; Trichostrongylidae
Source: the annotation of a GenBank genome assembly